Messenger RNA from Tupaia belangeri chinensis (Chinese tree shrew), 3561 nucleotides. RefSeq names its product solute carrier family 35 member E3 (gene SLC35E3). The transcript is spliced from 5 exons. NCBI's taxonomy places the organism in Eukaryota, Metazoa, Chordata, Mammalia, Scandentia, Tupaiidae. The record is from RefSeq and is a predicted model, not a curated record. The coding region runs from base 198 to 1013 and encodes 271 amino acids.
GGAGGCGGAACAUGUGUGCGCCGCAAAGGCUGCUGCCCGCCCGGGAUCCGGCCGUUGCGUGCCUCUACCCAGCCCGACGGUGAGGCGGGCGUCUGGGCGGACGCAGCGGUGGACGGGAAGGAGAGGCCGGGCGUCCCUCUCGAAGGCUUCACUGCCCUGGCUUCUCUGGAGUGGCGGGGGCGCGGGCGAGGCGGAUCAUGGCAUCGCUGGCGGACCGAGUGCGGGGCAACGGGCGAAUCGCCGCCGGGCUCCUGUUCAACCUGCUAGUGUCCAUCUGCAUCGUGUUCCUCAACAAAUGGAUCUAUGUGCACCACGGCUUCCCCAACAUGAGCCUGACCCUGGUGCACUUCGUGGUCACCUGGCUGGGCUUGUACAUCUGCCAGAAGCUGGACAUCUUUGCCCCCAAAAGUCUGCCGCCCUCCAAGCUCCUUCUCCUGGCCCUCAGCUUCUGUGGCUUUGUGGUCUUCACCAACCUGUCUCUGCAGAACAACACCAUAGGUACCUAUCAGCUGGCCAAGGCCAUGACCACGCCAGUGAUCAUAGCCAUCCAAACCUUCUGCUACCAGAAAAGCUUCUCCGCCAGAAUACAGCUCACGCUGAUUCCUAUAACUGUAGGUGUAAUCCUAAAUUCUUAUUACGAUGUGAAGUUUAAUUUCCUGGGAAUGGUGUUUGCUGCUCUUGGUGUUUUAGUUACAUCCCUUUAUCAAGUGUGGGUAGGAGCCAAACAGCAUGAAUUGCAAGUCAACUCGAUGCAGCUGCUGUACUACCAGGCUCCGAUGUCGUCCGCCAUGUUGCUGAUCGCUGUGCCCUUCUUUGAGCCAGUGUUUGGAGAAGGAGGAAUAUUUGGUCCCUGGUCACUUUCUGCUUUGCUUAUGGUGCUGCUAUCUGGAGUAAUUGCUUUCAUGGUGAACUUAUCAAUUUAUUGGAUCAUUGGGAAUACUUCACCUGUCACUCCUCUGAUCCCAGAAUUUCUGCAUCAUGCUGUCAAAUCAAGGCAUCCGAGUGUGGCCUGAUUAAAAACAUUAAUUCGUUCAACAAAUAUUUUUUCAAAUACCCACAAUAAACCAUUCAUUGAUUUAAUAAAUAUUUAUACACUGAAUAUCUACUCUUAUGUCAGACACUAAAGGUAUAAUAGUAAACAACUAGACAAAAAUCUUUGUCCUUACAGGCUUUAAUUCUGAUGAGGAAGGCAGAUUAUAAAUGAGAAAAAAGAAUUUUUUAAUGUACAUAUACAGCAUCAGGUAGUAUUAUUAAGUGCCAAAGGGAAAGAAUAAAGCAGGAAAAAGCAUGCAAAAUGUUGGAGACAGGGUUGAAAUUUUAGGUAGGGUGGUCAGGAAGGCCUCAACAGGUGUGUGACUUAGUGACGACCUGAAGGAAUCAAGCCUCCUUGCAGAUCAGGAGAGGAGAACAUUCCAGGCAGAGGCACUGCAAGUUGAGAGGUCCCAUGGGGCAGCAGGGAGGCCUGGGUGGUUGGAGCAGGGUGAACAAAGCUGGGUGUGUGUAGUAGACUUGGCGAAAUAUCAGGGAGCCAGACUGAGGACAGCUUUUAUGUAAGGACUGUUACCAGGAGUGAGAGGUGAAGUCGUGGGAGUUUUGAGCAGAAAUUUGACAUAAUUUCACUUGAGUUCUGAUAGAGUCACGUGGGGCCAGCCAGUGGGAAUAGACACAAGUUGGAUUUCGCACCCUCAGUGCUGAUUACCGUUUGCAAUAGAGGUCUCUCCUAUUCCCUGUAGCAUGUUUGGCAGCAUGCGAGCCUUCUCCCACUAGACGCCAGUAACACCUCCUUUCCCCAGUGAGAAAUCCCCAGAAUUGUCUCCUUCCCCAACCGAAAGUGCCCCAGAUAUUGCUCAUGUGGCAAAAUCACUCCUGGUUGAGAAUAACUGGUCUAAAAGAAGCAAGGGAAGAAGGGACACUGUCAGGAGGCCACUGGAAUGUUCUCAUUUAGAGAUUGUGUGACUUGUUACCAGGGUGGUGGCAAUGGGUAAGAGUGAGCAGUGAUUGGAUUCUGGACAUAUUUCCAGGUAGAGGUCGCAAGUUUUGCUGACCGAAUGGCUGUGGAGAAUAAGAAGAAAUGAGGUUGACUCACAUGGUUUUUGCCCUGAGCAUGGAUCCUUAAUUCUGAAAGGAUUAAAUAAGUAAAUAGAUGCAAAGCAUCUAGCACAUAGUGAGUAGCAUGUGUUAGCUGCUAUUAUAGUUACCAACAGCAGUGUUCAUGGCUAAUAAACAUUUGCUAAGUGCAAAUGUUUAGAAUAGAGCUGCCAUGAACUAAAAUAGGACUGCCCGAAGGAGGUGAGGGGACGGGAGGAGCAUCACGUGCAGUUUUGGAUAAACAAGUCUGAGGGCUCAGGAGCAAGGUCUCAGCUGGAGAUGGUACAGAGUCCAUAGUGUGGAGGUGUGGUUUGAGGUGGCGAAACUGGUUGAGAUUACCAAGCAAACAUGUCAAAGGAAAGAUGUUCAAAGGUUGAGUCCAGAGUCCCCUCUGUGUUUAGAAAUCAGGGAGAUGAGAGGAACAAGGUAGAAGGUCAAGGAGCAGAGAGGUGGAAGGAAGGGGAGCGGGGUAGAAUCCGAGUGAGGAGGAGGGUGCUGAGCUGGCGCCUGCUGUCAGGUCACGUAGGAGGAAGCCCAGUAAUUGAUGCAGGGGCCUGGUGAGGUGAGGACACUGAUGGGUUUGAGAAGCACAUUCCACAGGGUGGGGUGACAGCCUAACUGCAGCCAGAGAGGAACUGCAGGGAGGAGUUAGGGCUACCAUGUACAGACUGUCUUUUUUUGAAGCUACAAAAGGAUUUACUGAAGAUGUUGUUUGCCUUUUUUCUAGUAUAAAUAUUUUUAAAAGAUCAUGAAGUACUUAAAAGAGAGGCUGAGGAGUAAAGAAACCUGAAGCUAGUGUUGGAGCCAGGGCCCUUGACGACAGCUCAUAAGAAAAUAAAGCCUACUUUAUUAUGAUUGUGGAUAAUAUGCUUGAGAAGAUCCUCCAUGUCUUGGGUAUCACCUCCAUUGUCUCAGCCGGCACAGGGACCCCGGUGUCUUAGGCCACGCUCUCCUGAGGCCCAGCUGCCACCUCACAGGAGCUUGCAGGCUGCAUCAUUGGGCUCAGAGCAGAAGAGCGAGCCUUGGACUUGGAGGUCGGACAGAUCUAGGUGUGCACGCCCAGCUCUGACACCACCUACGGUCCUGAGCAAGUUGUGGGAGCUCUCGGGGUCUCCCUCUGAUCACUUAGGAAAUGAAAGAAAUAGUCUCUAUUAUGCUGGGUGGUUGUAUUUGAGAGAAUGUGUGUUGAGCACUUAGCAAAUGUUUAUUAGCCAUGAACACUGCUGUUGAUAACUAGAAUAGCAGCUAACACGUGCUACUCACUAUAUGCUAGAUGCUUUGCAUCUAUUUACUUAUUUAAUCCUUUCAGAGAUACUGGGAGGUAAGUAUGUAUUCCCAUUUUAUGGAUGAGGAAACUGAGGUACAGUGGUAGCUUCAUUUAGUGUUAUUAUUAGGAAGAAUAAAUAGAUACACAUCAUACAUCUGAAAGAACCAGAAAGUACUAAUUUAUAUAGGAAAAAUAAUUCUAUUUCA